Trichomonas vaginalis G3 is the source of this 693-nucleotide messenger RNA. RefSeq lists its product as uncharacterized. Bases 1 to 693 code for a protein of 230 amino acids. The record is from RefSeq and is a predicted model, not a curated record. NCBI's taxonomy places the organism in Eukaryota, Parabasalia, Trichomonadida, Trichomonadidae. The transcript has a single exon.
AUGAAUAAUGAUCAAACAAUGAAGAAUAUGUCACCUAAUUCUUCGUUUUCUUUCCUUCAAGAUAUGUAUGUUUAUUACUUUUCCAAUCAAAAUAGCGCGAAAAACAUUCUCCAAAACAAUCAUCCGCUAUUACAAUUUGCAACUAAAUUUAAUUAUGAUCCAUUUCCGCGUGAAACUAUUAUAAAAGCGAUAAAAAGUCACCAACAUGAUAUAGAAAUCUUCUUACCUGAAGCUUUAUAUUUGCCGACAAUGAUUUCAGAGAGUUAUUUCGAAGCUGCGCAAUACGAAUGCGAUCUCCCGCUUAAAGAAAGGAUAGAAGAUCUAAAAAUUCUUUCAUACGACCUCAUGAGAGCCUUAUUAGCUUUCGAAUACCAAUUUAAACCUGAAUUCAUCGCUUCAAAUGAUACCAUGCAGAAUAAAUGGCGUAGUGUCAUUUACAUUAUCAAAUGUGCAGCCGAUUUUCCUGAAGAUGUUUUAGGAGAUUUUUUACUUAUUACUAGAGUUAUCUUAAAAAAGUUGUCAGCGUCAUUUCAAGCAAUAUAUUCUGCAGGUUCUGAUACAAUUACGCUCUAUACAACUUUUGUAAAUUCUUUAAUUCAUUUAAACCACAAAUCAAUCAAAGAUACGAAAUCAUUCGACUUCUUACUUGGAUCUAUAUGUUCUCAUUUCAAGGAUUUUGCAGUUGAUCCAUGA